GUGGGCUCGAAGUAUCGUUUGGUCCGUAAGAUCGGUUCCGGCAGUUUUGGGACCAUUUAUUUGGGUAUCAAUACGACGAGUGGCGAAGAGGUGGCCAUCAAACUGGAGAGGACUAAAGCCCGUCAUCCGCAGCUGCUCUACGAGUCUAAGCUCUAUCGGCUAUUACAGGGCGGCGUCGGUAUCCCUCGUAUACUAUGGUACGGUCAGGACAAGGAGUACAACGUGUUGGUGAUGGAGCUGUUGGGCAAGAGUCUGGAGGAGCUGUUCAGCGCCUGCGGGCGUCAGUUCACGACGAAGACUGUGCUGAUGAUCGCCGACCAAAUGAUAUCGCGCGUCGAGUUUAUGCACAGCAAGAACUUCAUCCAUAGGGACAUCAAACCCGACAACUUCCUGAUGGGAAUCCGACCCCAAUGUCAUCGACUCUUUCUCAUUGACUUCGGUCUCUCCAAGAAGUACAGAGACGUGCGGACCCGCGAGCAUGUGAUGUAUAGGGAGGGCAAGAACCUGACCGGAACCGCGCGUUAUGCUUCAGUGUUGGCCCAUUUGGGUGUGGAACAGUCGCGUCGGGACGACAUGGAGUCGUUGGGGUAUGUGUUGAUGUACUUCAUCCGCGGAUCGCUUCCCUGGCAGGGCCUGAGAGCGGCCACAAAGAAGCAAAAGUACGAGAAGAUAGCGGAGAUGAAGUCGCGGACACUGAUCGACGACCUGUGCAAAGGACACCCGAAAGAGUUCGCCAUUUAUCUAAACUAUUGCCGAAGUCUGCGCUUCGAAGAGGCGCCCAAUUAUCUGUAUUUAAGGCAUUUGUUUCAAAGUCUGUUCAAAGCGCUCAAUUACCGGUGCGAUAAUAUGUACGACUGGACACUCUUAGAGCAAAAGGCUGGCGCCCAACCGCCCCCGUCCGGUGGCCACACCUCCGCAGCGACGGCCGCCGGCUGUGCCGCCGCUCCGAAGGCCAACUGAAUACAUGUGAUUCCCCGCCACCGACGCCUCUCCGACUGCCACUCAUUUUCUUAGUCGAUGUGUUUUUAAUUGUAAUAAAAUGGUGAUAAUCUAAUGAUAAACUAAAUUGUAUAUACAUUUUAUAGUGAAUUUUCAUUUCAAAACUUUGUUUUUGUUUUAUUAUAACUCAGACUUUAAUUAAUUAAAUAAAUGGAUUGUAUUUAUUGCCAAAAGUGUUGAUAAAUAUACGAUACAAUUGAAUUUCUUUCUCUUAUUUCAUUGUUUUUAUUGUUUAUGUAAAUAAUAAAUUGAUUACAAUAUAUACGCAAACA
Messenger RNA from Medioppia subpectinata, 1271 nucleotides. Lineage: Eukaryota; Metazoa; Arthropoda; Arachnida; Sarcoptiformes; Oppiidae. The record is from the annotation of a GenBank genome assembly.